AUGGGUUCGAUCGGAAGUCCGAAAAAGACACGGAGAAGUCUGCAAGAUGGGAUUUACUGUCCAACCUUGACUUUUUUUGAUCCCGACACCGAGGAGCUGGAUGUCCCCAGGGUACGUGACCAUGCCGUCCGUCUCGCUCGCGCUGGGCUCGCCGGGCUUGUGACACUGGGUUCGAACGGCGAAGCAGUCCAUCUUUCCAACGAUGAGCGCUUCACCGUCACUUUGCAGACACGACUAGCCCUCGAUGCCGCCGGCUUUCCAGAUCUGCCCAUCAUUGUUGGCGCAAGCGAUCAGAGCGUUAAAGGAACGAUCGAGAACAUCAAAUUGGCCGCCCAGGCUCGAGGAGACUAUGUGCUGCUUGUCGCCCCGAGUUAUUAUCGAUACGCCAUGGACGAGGAGCGGCUUGAGCAAUAUUUCAACUCCGUCGCCGAUCAAAGUCCCUUACCAAUUAUCCUGUACAAUUAUCCCGGUGCGGUUGCCGGCAUUGACAUGGAUUCGGACUUUUUGAUCCGCCUUGCUAAACAUCCAAACAUUGUCGGAACCAAGUUUACCUGUGGCAAUACAGGUAAACUAACCCGUGUAGCACGAAUUACUGAUGCCAAAACUGCGGGUUAUGAGGGUAGCGGAUACAUGGCUUUUGGCGGUAUGGCUGACUUCACCGCACAGACUUUGUUAUCAGGUGGGAGCGGCGUGAUUGCCGGAGGUGCAAAUGUGUUCCCUAGGACGUGCGUCAAAGUUUGGGACCUCUGGGCGGAAGGGAAGCCGGCUGAAUCCACAGCCCUCCAAAAGGUCGUGAGCGCAGGGGACUGGGUGCUUACUAAGACUGCCGUCCCAGGCACCAAGGCUGCGCUUCAAAGUUAUUUUGGCUAUGGGGGAUUCGCCCGUCAACCUUUGAGAAGGGUGGGUGAAACUGAACAGAAGACCAUCACUGCUGGUAUCCAGGAGCUGAUGCAGGCAGAGUCAACCCUUCCAGACAAAUUCCCCGCCUCGUGA
Exophiala aquamarina CBS 119918 is the source of this 993-nucleotide messenger RNA. RefSeq lists its product as uncharacterized. Gene Ontology annotation, molecular function: 4-hydroxy-tetrahydrodipicolinate synthase activity. The transcript has a single exon. The coding region runs from base 1 to 993 and encodes 330 amino acids. The record is from RefSeq and is a predicted model, not a curated record. NCBI's taxonomy places the organism in Eukaryota, Fungi, Ascomycota, Eurotiomycetes, Chaetothyriales, Herpotrichiellaceae.